GGGGCGGAAGUGGAGGCGGAGGGAGACGGCUGCGGCCGCGGGGCCUCGGGCUCUGGCGGCGAGGGUCUGGUGGGCGCGAGGCCGAGGGCGGGGGAGGAGGAGGAGCCCGCGCGGCCCGGGCGGCGGCGGCGGCGGCGGCGGCGGCGCCCGAGUUCCCCGUGGGGCCCCGCCUCGGAGCGGGCGGCGGUAGAGGAGGAGGCUGAGGAGCAGGAUGGCGGCCUCGGCCCUGUACGCCUGCACCAAGUGCACCCAGCGCUAUCCCUUCGAGGAGCUCUCCCAGGGCCAGCAGCUCUGCAAGGAAUGUCGGAUUGCACAUCCUAUUGUAAAAUGUACUUACUGCAGAUCAGAAUUUCAACAAGAGAGCAAAACUAAUACAAUUUGUAAGAAGUGUGCUCAAAAUGUGAAGCAAUUUGGCACUCCUAAGCCCUGUCAGUAUUGUAACAUAAUUGCGGCAUUUAUUGGUACAAAGUGUCAGCGUUGCACAAAUUCAGAAAAAAAAUAUGGACCACCUCAGACUUGUGAGCAGUGCAAACAACAAUGUGCUUUUGAUCGGAAGGAGGAAGGAAGAAGAAAGGUUGAUGGGAAGUUAUUAUGCUGGCUUUGUACUUUAUCAUACAAGAGAGUUUUACAGAAGACAAAAGAACAAAGGAAGAGCCUUGGAUCUUCACAUUCAAAUUCAUCAUCUUCAUCUCUUACUGAGAAAGACCAGCAUCAUGCAAAACACCACCACCACCACCAUCACCACCACCAUCGUCACAGCAGUAGCCAUCAUAAAAUCAGCAAUCUGAGUCCAGAACAAGAACAGGGACUGUGGAAACAGAGCCAUAAAUCCUCUGCAGCAAUUCAGAAUGAAACUCCAAAGAAAAAGCCCAAAUUGGAAUCUAAGCCAUCUAAUGGAGAUAGUAGCUCUAUAAAUCAGUCAGCAGAUAGUGGGGGAACAGACAAUUUUGUCCUUAUAAGUCAACUGAAAGAAGAAGUGAUGUCACUUAAACGUCUCUUACAGCAGAGAGACCAGACCAUUUUAGAAAAAGAUAAAAAGUUAACUGAGCUUAAGGCGGAUUUUCAGUACCAAGAGUCAAACUUGAGAACAAAGAUGAACAGUAUGGAAAAAGCUCACAAAGAAACAGUGGAACAACUCCAGGCCAAAAACAGAGAGCUACUCAAACAGGUUGCAGCAUUGUCAAAGGGUAAAAAGUUUGACAAAAGUGGAAGUAUAUUAACAUCCCCUUGAGAAAAUGCUUAUUUGUUAAGUGUUUCUGCUGCAAAUGUAAAAUUUGAAAAAAAUUCUGUGAAGCCCUUAAAUUCUGUGUAGUGAAAAAAUAUUUUUGCACACCAAAUGAAUUGGCGUGUUUCCUAUUCACUUUUGUAAUUGAUAUACAGCAUUUUUUAAGUUGUAAAACAUUCAAAUGAAACUUCAACUGGUUUGAAGUAACUUUUUAAUUAUUUGAUAUCCAGGAACUUUUUUGCCAGCAAUAGUAUUAAACAGUUGUAAAGGAGUGCAUGACUAGUGCCCUUUAUAAAAUGCAACAUGCAAUAAUAGAGUAGGUAUGGUUUUCAGAAGACAGAACAGCAGGGCUUUUGGUUUGUUUUUUGUUUUACACUAUGCUAAUUUCAUAUAAAUAGUUUUCAAUUCAGAAAUACAAAAACUUUUGAACAAGAAAAAUUGUGAACACUGGUUUUUUGGUAAUUGUGUUUAUACUUUUCAUCAACAUGAAAUAGAGAAUCAUGGUGCUUUUAUUAAAUGAACUUCAGAGUAUAUGUAAAUAUGUUUUUAAAAGUUACAUUGUUAACAUUAGUUAGUAAACUAGUAUUUUCAUUAUUGGUAUAGGAAUUAAUGUUUAUUGUACAGUAUCCAAGGUAAAAUGUGUUUGUUUUGUAAAAACUACUGUAGAUUUUUACUUACAAGUGCCUUUUUGCCACCUAAUGUUUUUAUUUAUAGGAAUGCUGAUCUUUUGUACAUACUGUUUGUUUUAAAAUCAUGUUUAAUAAAUGUUUGUAUAUAAAUGCAUAUGUACAGAAGCCUAUUUCAGAAGGAAAAGUUGCUAGUAAAAUGUUUGAGAUUGCAUUAAGAACUGACAAUGCAUUAGACUUGAGAUGACUUCGUGGUUUGUUUUUGUGUGGUAUGGGAAACUGUUGGUCAUUGAAUUCAUUGAAUUAUGUUAAAAUAGUUCCCAAAAGAUUUAAUUUUAAAUCAGUAUGGGUAGAAUAAUUUUAUUUUUUGUGUCAUAUGGCUUCAUGUUCAUAUUUUGUGAGUUACAUGUUUUAUUUUCUUUUAUUAAAAUUAAAAAAAUUUUUUCUUCAAUGGUCCAUAUAUCUGCUUUCUCUAUAAUAUGUGGUUAUCUAAGUUAAUAUUUAUGUAUACCAUACUUAAAUUGUAAGUUUAAAGCAAAUCUGGAAAAAUUAAAUAUCUUUUAAAUCAUUCUGUGAUUAUCUUUGAAUAAAUUGGAAUCUACUGUAAGAUUCAGGCACUAUUUAUAAGAAAAUUAUAUCAGAGUCUUUAAAAUUGUCUAUAAAAGGUUAAGGGUAGGGUGGGAUAGGUUAGGAGAAAUUACUGACUAAUUGCAUUCUGAUCCAGUGGUUUUCAGCCUGUAAUAAAAUUGAUCUCCUACUUAGUAAAUGCCAAUUCAGACUUUUCAGUUCAUUUUUAAAGUAUCAAACGUUGCCAGGUAUACUGUACAGAGUAGAAAGUCUCCUCUUAGGAAUUUAUGGGCAAGGAUAUGUUUUUAGUAAAUUGUUAUUAAAUUUAUCAGUUUUGAAGAUUGGUUUCUAAGAAUGUCAUAUCCUCUUUCCUCAGAACACAGGAUGAUUGUAUUAAUUGUUUUUAACAUAAUUCAUGUUUCAGUAGAUUGUUCCUAAAGUUUCAUUUUAAACUGAUUUCAAAUAAUUUUUUAUCCAGUUUGAAAACAUAUAAUCUAGGGUAAUUUUCAAGUGAUAGUAAAAUAUUGAAUCAUUCAGACUUGGAAAAAUUAAACCAGUUUGUUUUUAUGAGAUCUCAUGCAAUAAAUUUCCUAAAUUUAAUACUCUCAACAAUGAUAGCUAAUGCCUUCCUAACACAGAUUUAAUGUUUUCAGGAUUUGCUAAAUUCGUAAUACAGUCAUUACCUUUCUUUAAAAUUUAUACUGUUUGUAUUCUGGAUUCAUAGCCAUUUGUCAAUCCACGGUGGUCAUUGUGGUUUUAAAAUAAACUGUGUAAUAGUUCUUACACCUUGUUGGAGCUGCUACAAAAGAAAGGUGCCCCUUACCCUUUUUUGUAGGUAAGCGAUUAAAAAUUGAAAUCAGUCUAAAUAAUUAAGCUUUGUAAAUUCAGAGGCUAAAACAUUUUAGGGGCUUCACAGUAUUUAGUCCUAAUUAAAUGCCUCUCUUUAUUCCAUGAGCUGGUUUUAUAACUUAAUUAUUUUGCAAUUGUAUAAAUUAGUAAUGAGUCCCAGUACCUGGAUCUGUAGUGUAUUGACCUAAUGACCUAAUAUCCUCUCAGUGUGGACCUGUAAGGAGAUACUAUGGUGUGCCGUAUAUUGUGCUUUUUUAGGCUGCUUUCAGCUGUUGAUUAGCAUUUACCAGUGAGGGUCAUUUUGGCUCCAGUUAUUUAUGUAUUAAUAGCCUGUGAAUAUUGCAGUCCUUUUUAGAUUGUAUUGGUCUAAAUAUGCAUUCUGCAGUGAACCUGUUAAGCUGUUCACAUGUAUAGACUAUUGAAAUACUGUACCUGUACACAUCUGACCGUUGACAUUUUGUACUUUUUUCUAAAUCCAAUAUUUCACAAUAAAAACUCAUCAAAAA
Messenger RNA from Capra hircus (goat), 3773 nucleotides. It is a transcript of the gene FAM76B, whose product is annotated as family with sequence similarity 76 member B. The transcript has 10 exons. NCBI's taxonomy places the organism in Eukaryota, Metazoa, Chordata, Mammalia, Artiodactyla, Bovidae. The coding region runs from base 212 to 1231 and encodes 339 amino acids. The record is from RefSeq and is a predicted model, not a curated record.